Messenger RNA from Manihot esculenta (cassava), 982 nucleotides. Its product is annotated as 30S ribosomal protein 3-1, chloroplastic. NCBI's taxonomy places the organism in Eukaryota, Viridiplantae, Streptophyta, Magnoliopsida, Malpighiales, Euphorbiaceae. Gene Ontology annotation, molecular function: structural constituent of ribosome. The record is from RefSeq and is a predicted model, not a curated record. The transcript is spliced from 2 exons. Bases 200 to 766 code for a protein of 188 amino acids. Gene Ontology annotation, biological process: translation. Gene Ontology annotation, cellular component: ribosome.
UUGCUCUCCAACCAGCCCCAUUCUUCUUUGCUGCAAAACUUGUUGCGCCUUCUGAACUAAAACCCCAAAUCCCUUAUCCAAAUCGGGGUUCUUUUUCAUCAGUGAAGGCAGAGACACGACCACGGUCUAAUGGUCUUGUUUCCGACAUUCUAAUUCACUCUGUAUCGUCGGAAAUUUCUCUCUCUAAUACACGAAGAAGAUGUUAUCUAUGGCAAUUCAAUCUGGUCUUAGCAGUGUUUUCACUGUGUCCCCAUUUCCUUGUCAGACCCUUAGUUGCAAGACAGUUAAAACCAGCAUUUUCGUCAAUCCCAAACCCAAUAUGUUACCCUCUUCAACCAUUCUUGAACCAAAAAUCAGACCCAUUUCCAGAAACCAAAGAAUAAUAGGUUUUGCAGCCCCAGAAGCUCUUGCAGCUGAAACGCCAAUUGAAGCGGAAGAAGCCACGGAAGUGGAAGAAUCAAUCCCCAAGCAAGAAAUUGAGAAAGUUGAAGUGACGGUGAAGCAAGUGGAGAAGCCAAGGCUGGUGUUGAAGUUCAUAUGGAUGGAGAAAAACAUUGGGUUGGCUCUUGAUCAGGUAAUUCCUGGACAUGGUACUGUUCCCUUGAGUCCAUACUAUUUUUGGCCAAGAAAAGAUGCAUGGGAAGAGCUUAAGACCACUCUAGAGAGUAAGCCAUGGAUAUCCCAGAAGAAGAUGAUCAUCCUUCUCAAUCAGGCCACUGAUAUCAUCAAUUUGUGGCAGCAAAGUGGUGGCAAUCUUACCACAUAAUGGAACAUACAUGUUGGUUUUUUUUCCAAGUUAAUUGCUGUGUUUUAGGUGUUGAGUUGGCUGAUUUGUUUACAAGAUUCUUCUUGUACCUUCAUGUCUAGAAUAUUUGAGGAAUCUGUUAUCAUAAUUCAAUUAUGUUCAUGGCUGAGGGUAUUUGCAUUUGCUGGUUUCUGUAACCAUAUAUUUCAGUGAUACAUGAAUUCUCCAUUGGUAUUA